UCUUCUCAGCCUCUCCAGAUAAAUGCUUUGAUGUGAUGCUGUUUAACCUCUGCAGUUGAGAAAGUGUUGUUAAAUAAACUGCAAAAACAUGUUAUGCCACUUCUUAUCCUCCUUGUAAAAGAAAGUUACACUCACUUCUGAUGAUACGGAUAGGAAUGUUGCAUUUAUGGUUCCAAUAUUAAUGUUUAUUUUGUGACAGUCGGUGGAAGCAGCAGUUGUAAUGACAUCCUCUUACUGUUUGCUUUUUGUUCUGUCAUUUGGAUAUGGACCAAAAUCUGUAGGAAGGUCGCAGGCUUUCAUAACUAUUCCCUGUAUGUGGAAGUAGCAGCAUGUUGAUAUUGAAACAAAGGUAUUCUGUGUUCCAUUUUUAAUUGGCAGCUUAAAAUUAUUUUUCCUUGUGCAAGUGAUAUUUUUCUUUUACCAAAAUUGAAACUAUGUGUGCACAAGUGAAUAUUAUGCCCCAUUAACUUCUCGUGUUGUGCUCACACGUCUGCUAUGUAGGUGUGUAUAAAAUUAGCCUGGCAUAAUUUUAAACUAUGUUUCACAAUACUUUAUAAAAAAACAGUUCUUUACAGGACCAAUUAAUAGACUCCACCUCUGUGUUGACAAAUUUAAAACAGCUGGUGGCACAGUUCCUUCUUGAUAGGACACUGGGAUGUUUAGAGUAAUGCACUUCAUUCUGGGCAUAGAUUGAGUGCAGUGCAACAAUACAUUGUAUUAGAUUUAAACUGGACAUGUGCUAUACUGGUCCCCAUUAUGUAGUUCAAAUACAAAUUUGUGCUGGUUGCUAGACUGCCCACCAGUUGGUAGUUGGAUUGCAACUCAGUCAUCUUCAGCCAUGAGUUUUUACACGGGUCCUGGUUUCCAAGCUGUAGCUACUAUGGUGGGGUACAGGUGGGUCGUUUACCCCAAGACCCCACUGGGGGGAUUAGACCACAAUCCAUGUGUGCAGACACCUGACCUGCCUCACAUCUGUGCCAGAGAAGUUGCCGCACUUACACGCCCAGCUCUGCCAAGCACAGUGCCUCUCAGUCAGCCUCUUGUGGCACCACUGCCCCUGCCUGCAGUGACUGGUCCUGUCCCAGCACCCACACCUGGUCCACCAGCGAAGCCAGUUGAUGUGCUUCCAUCAGCAAACUUCCACAGUAGUGACCCAGUUACCAAAGCAGUCAUGGAUAAUAUCAUGGGGAAGUUGCCUACAAAGAAACAGGCAGUGACCUGUAAGUGCGACAUUUGUGGCCUAGAAUUUUCAGGGCAAAUUGUCCUGGAGACACAUCUUGCUGGAGCAAAGCAUGCUAAAAAGGUAAAAUCACAGGAGAUUCUGAAGCAACUGCAAAGUAGUGGUCAGACCUUCACACGGGAUGAGAAAACAAGGAUCCUCAAGUGUGAGGUGUGCGAUGUGGUAGUGAAUUCCUCACAGCAGUUGCAAACCCACCUGGCAGGCAACAAACACAAACAGAAAGCAAUGAAGAAAGGUGCCACUCAGAAACAGGCACAGACAAGUACAACCACAACUGCCGCCACCACCGUCACCACUACCAUCACGACAGCUUCCACAGGAACCAGCACAGUCAACAGGAAAGGUUUGGAUGCUGGGACUUCAGCAAUGGAGGUGGUCUCAGGCCCUGCAGCUGCAGGAGAGGUUCCCCCAGGUGUGCAGAAGCUGCCAGAUGCAACUGGGGCUAAGACCAACAAAUACUUCUGUGACACAUGUAAUGUGUCUCUCAACUCUGAAAUUCAGCUUGAGCAGCAUUUGGGUUCUAGUCAGUGA
Zootermopsis nevadensis is the source of this 1771-nucleotide messenger RNA. NCBI's taxonomy places the organism in Eukaryota, Metazoa, Arthropoda, Insecta, Blattodea, Termopsidae. The record is from RefSeq and is a predicted model, not a curated record.